AUGGCAUUUGCUUCUCCUCUGGAAUUCACCACUCAGCUAUCUUCCACAGCUAAGAGAAGCAAUCUUCCAGUACUACUCCCACAAUCAGUAGGCCCCACCAAACCGGUACGCCGAUCAGUGUCCGCUUACACCUCUCAGAACGGCGCCGUGCCGCGUAGACCCGUCCAACGUCUCAGAGUAGCUUACCAAGGUGUUCCAGGUGCAUACAGCGAGUUUGCAGCUAAGACCGCCUGCCCGGACUGCACUGCCGUCCCUUGCAAGGCCUUCAUCGAUGCGAUUACGGCCGUCGAGGCCGGCUAUGCCGACCGAGCCAUUGUUCCUGUCGAGAGCACUUUGGAAGGGACUACAGUCCGUAAUUACGAUCUUCUGUUGCACCAUGAUCUGAGAAUUGUGCAGGAAAUCAAUCUGUUUGUGCACUACUGCUUGCUGGCGAUGCCGGGAGUUCGAAAGGGGGAGCUUAAGAAGGUAAUCAGCCACCCAGUAGCACUAGCCCACUGCGGUCGCAACCUGAACCAGCUCGGUCUCAACGGUGAGGCAGUCGAUGACACGGCUGGGGCCGUCGAGCUUCUUCUCUCUAACCGUAUGCUCGACACGGCCGCGAUCGCAAGCUCACGAGCUGCGCUCCUAUACGGCUUAAACGUGCUAGCCCAUGGAUUUCAGGACGAGUCGUGGAACGUCACCCGCUUCUUGAUUCUAUCCAAAGACCCGGUUGUAGCCCGACUGAGCCUAUUUGGGCUUAAAACCAGUAUGGUUAUUGCCCAUAGUGGCAUGAUGCUGACAGUCCUCUUAGGCGUCCUCUCGGCUUUCUCGUCUCGCAAUAUCAAUCUCACUAAGCUGGAGAUGAACCCCUCUUCAGAGGUCGAUGGGCCGAUAUCGAUAUUGGAUGUUCAAGGAGGAGGGUCUAUCAAGGAAUUCCCUCAUGUUGUAUUCGUCGAUUUUGAGGGCUCAGUGGAUGAACAGAAGGUAAAAGACGCGAUAGAUGAGAUUUCUAAGUUAUCUGUAUUUGUUCGAAUCUUGGGCUGCUACUCUGCUGAUCCUAAUAUCUAUGAUCUCCACUAA
Magnolia sinica is the source of this 1059-nucleotide messenger RNA. Its product is annotated as arogenate dehydratase 1-like. Gene Ontology annotation, molecular function: chorismate mutase activity; prephenate dehydratase activity; arogenate dehydratase activity. Gene Ontology annotation, biological process: L-phenylalanine biosynthetic process. The record is from RefSeq and is a predicted model, not a curated record. The transcript has a single exon. The coding region runs from base 1 to 1059 and encodes 352 amino acids. NCBI's taxonomy places the organism in Eukaryota, Viridiplantae, Streptophyta, Magnoliopsida, Magnoliales, Magnoliaceae. Gene Ontology annotation, cellular component: chloroplast; cytoplasm.